Nylanderia fulva is the source of this 5755-nucleotide messenger RNA. Lineage: Eukaryota; Metazoa; Arthropoda; Insecta; Hymenoptera; Formicidae. The record is from RefSeq and is a predicted model, not a curated record.
CCUUACCCACCCGACGAUCAGCCAAGAUGCCUGCCCUGCGUGAACGAGACGAGCGCAACCUGUGGCUGAUCCUGACCGGCGCGGCACGGCGCGUCACUCUCUCUGCUCCGAAAAUUCAGCCACGCUCGAUCCUCAAAGCGCUCCGACUUCUCAGUGCCAUUCCUACCGUGCGGCCGUCUGCGUCGUCAGCUUGUUGCCGAGGAAAACCCCGGCCCGUCGACGUGCGCAACGUGCGAAUCAUCGUCGACGGCGGCGAUGCGCGUCGGAUGCGGGUGCAUCAUCAUCGCUACUACGAGGGACAGAUCGCGCGCGGAGCGUCGCGACGCAAUCUCGGGGGAUGAUUGCGAGGGAUGCCGAGAGCUGUCGCGCUGAAACUUUCAUUUUUACGAUACAGCGAUCGCAAGCUUAACGAGUUGACCGCAUAUGGCAACGGAGUGCGAAAAAAGGAUUGAUACUGUCGAGGAAAGAGGUGACGGCUAGACCGCGAGUGAAAAAGAACUGCGUUUCUCGAUGAAGAAUGUGUAAUUAGCGACGUUUUGUGAUUGGCCAUGAUGAACAACAUCGGCGAGAGUUCUUCUCACAUCGGAUGUCGGAUAUUGCUCUGAUCGAUGUUGCAUGCAAGAGAAAGAUUUAAAUUGGUUGGAUGUGUAGCGACCUUUCACAAAGAGAAAUAUAUUAGCAUCGUAUUUAAAGCUAGUCAACGAUAUCGGAUAUGCAAUAGAAGACUGAUUUAUUAUUAUAAUUUAUAAAAAAAAUACAUCCACAUUGUGAGCUUCUUAUAAUUACGUGGCAUUAUACAAAGCUAUAUAUUUGAUUCAGAAAGAAAUAAAACUUCCGGAUAUAACGCGAUCUUAUAAUAGAUCUUUCUACUUUAAAACAACAAAAGACCACGUAUAAAGAAAGUAUAUGGAAUAUUAUUAAUUUUUAUUAAGUUGCUGCACUACCUCAGUGACAACAAGCAUAUUUGAUUGCAUUUGCCAGAGCAUCACAUUCGUCGGACAUUUUUAUAUAAAACCUCUCAUAGUGACGAAGUAAAGUUGGUUGUUCAUUCCGGUAAACGCAACAUAUCGCAAUAUUGGGACCAAUGCACAUGCUAUCGAUAUAAAAUGUUCGUAUAUGUACAGGCAUAAAUUUGCCGAAGUAAGCCUUACCUGAGAGCUACGAUUAGCGAAAGUAGCGAUAUAAUUUUCGACAUGAGCAUUACAUCCAGUAUAAGAAAAGAACGAUCGAUACCGUUGUGAAGACGGGAGUAUUUAAAGAUGGCAGAAAAGGUCUACAGUUUCUACGUUUAUUAUCUUAUAAGUGUAUGAUGCGAAGAUAAUUAUAAGGCGCCAAUUAUUAGCGCAAUCUUGAGAUAUGUCACUUGACAAACAAAGAAUCUUGAGAAACAGAAGAAGCUUCUUCCGUGCAUAGUUCCGAUUUUGCCGAAUAGUAAAUCGGCAAAAUAAAAGAGGAGAUAGAAAAGUAGAAAGAAAAUGCCGAAAGGAAGUUCAGGAAAAGAUAGCAGUGAGAAUAUCCAACUAGAGCCCUUAUCUAGGACCUCUAGGCAAAACGAAUCUGCGGACACCACAGAAGACGUAAAAGAACCACUAAGACGUAAAACAUGUGAUUUAGGAGAUAGCAAUGCAGGCUUACACAGACGAAAUUUUUACGAGCGUGCAAAUGAAGUCGUUAGAUGUUCUGAAAGAAAAACUUACUGUGUACUUUGUGUCUGUUGUUUGGUACUUCUCAUUACGUCACUUAUCAUUGCCUUGGCGCCUUUACGAAAUGGCUGCACUUGUUCCGAAGAAGAGUCCCGUAAAAUUGUAGAUGAUGAAGAGAGCGCCGUGCCUCGAAUGGACAAUGGAGAGGUGUUUCCAUGGGAUGACAUAAGAUUACCUUCAUUCGUGCAUCCUACUAGGUACAAUAUUACUAUGCAUCCAAAUCUUACCACUUUAGAAUUUAGAGGACAAGUCGCGAUCGAAUUCUAUGUCGAUGAAGAGACCAAAUUUAUUGUCUUCCAUAGUAAAAAUUUGACAAUACAGGAACAAAUAGUCAAAGGCGGCGAAGAAUAUAUGAAAAUUGGGAAAUUACUCGAGUAUCCGAAACGUGAGCAGUUGUAUCUGGAAUUGAAGGAAAACAAAUUUCAAAAAAGAACCAAUUAUACGCUAUUCAUGAGGUUCAAUUCAACGCUGAAUUCCACUGAUUUUAAAGGAUUCUAUGUCAGCAGCUAUCUUAUCCCUGGAAAAGAACAGAAAUAUAUAGCGACAACUUACUUUGUGCCGACAUACGCGCGCAUGGCCUUUCCAUGUUUCGACGAGCCACAAUUUAAAGCCAAAUUUAAGAUAUUGAUAUACAGAGACAGAUUCCAUAUUUCGUUAUGCAACAUGCCAGUGAUAAAUACUGAGGAAGCCGGAUUUUACAUGGGACAAAAUCUCAAUAAUACUACUUCUCAGUUACGUGACGAAUUUCAAGAAUCUGUGGAGAUGUCAACGUACUUGGUAGCCUUUGUGGUAUGCGAAUUUAAAAGUGAUUUCGCAUUAACCAAGAGAAAUACGUCUGUGAGCAUGUACGCGCCAGCGCACAUACUUCCGCAAACAAAGUAUGCCAUGAUUACUGCCGCUCGUAUUAUGGAUUACUUUGAAUCUUUCUUCGGCAUACCUUAUCCUUUGCCAAAGCAAGAUCUGAUAGCAAUUCCCGACUUUGUGCCUGUUGCAAUGGAAAAUUGGGGCCUAAUUAUGUUCCGAGAAUCAUUUUUGAUAUACAAUCCACAAAACACAUCUACCGAAACACAAGAAUAUAUGACUGUUCUUAUGGCUCACGAAUUGGCUCAUCAAUGGUUUGGCAAUCUCGUUACGAUGAAAUGGUGGAACGAUGUCUGGUUGAACGAAGGAGCAGCAACCUUCCUCGAAUACAAAGCCGUAAAUCACAUUUUACCGGAAUGGGGCAUGAUGGAUUUACUCAUUUUAUACAAAACGCAACGAGCGCUCGAACUCGAUGCUCUGACCAAUAGUCAUCCAAUAAGUGUACCCGUUGAAAAUCCUAUUGACAUAGAAAGCAUAUUCGACGCAGUUAGCUAUUAUAAAGGCGCUUCAAUCCUUUACAUGCUAGAAGGAGUUUUAUGCGAGAGCGUUUUCAAACGCGGAUUAAACGAUUAUCUAAAUUUACACGCAUACGGAAACACAGAGACCAACGAUCUGUGGGCGGUUUUCACAAAGCAUAUGAAGAGUACUAACACAUCUGUUAAUACUGAGCUUGACGUAAAAACAAUAAUGAACACUUGGACUCAGCAAAUGGGUUUUCCUCUUGUAAAUAUCAUUCGCGAAGGCGAUACUAUCACAGCGACUCAGAAGAGAUUCCUCACUUCACCAGGAGAUGAUAAAACAAACAUUUCGCAGCCCAAAUCACCCUUCGACUAUAAGUGGUAUGUUCCGUUGAAUUGUUACACAAACAAAGAGCCUCCGGAUCAACUCGAAACGUGGAUGAAUAUGACCAAUGCAUCUUUUGAAAUACCGAGCGACGUCGAUUACAUCAAAUGCAACAUCAACCAAACCGGCUUUUAUCGAGUUAAUUAUCCGAAGGAGAUGUGGAUGUCAAUCAUUAAAACAUUAAUGAAGAAUCAUACCAAAUUCAGUCCGGCAGAUCGAGCGAGUCUCAUCGACGAUGCUUUUGCACUUUGCGAUGCGGGUGAAUUGGAUGCUUCAAUCCCACUGGAACUUUCACUUUAUCUUGUCAAUGAAACAGAUUACGCCCCGUGGGAGACUGCGCUUCGAUAUUUAAACUUCUGGAAAAAAAGAUUAGGGGAGAGUGAAGCAUACAAGAGAUAUAUCUUAUUCUUUAAAAACCUAUUGGGUCCGAUCACAAAAUACAUCGGAUGGAAAGAUGAAGGAUCUCAUUUAAAAAAAUUAUUAAGAAUCACAGUAAUGAAAUCCGCUAUCGAACUAGAAAUGGAUGAUGUUGUGAAGUCUGCAAGAAAUCUUUUUAAAGAAUGGAUAUCGAACAGAACACGCAUCGCGCCCAACAUACGAAAUAUCGUUUAUAUGGCAGGUGUCAAGUUCGGAGAGGAAGCUGAUUGGCGAUAUUGCUGGCAAGUCUAUCUUGAGUCACAAAUUCAAAAUGAAAAGAUAAUGAUGUUGCAAGCUUUAGGCACUGCAAUGGAUCCUUGGUUACUUAAACUUUAUCUUCGCUUUUCACUGAAUCGUACGUUAAUUAAGGCGCAAGAUGUUAAUACUAUCAUAGGAUCUGUCGCUGGCAAUCCACACGGACAUUAUCUCGCUUGGCGUCAUAUUAAAGCUUAUUGGCCGCAAAUAGAAGACUUAUACGUAAAUGAAUCGCUCUCGAUAAGCGAUCUCAUACGUAACGUCGUUCCCGACUACUUUAUCACAGAGUACGAUUAUCACGAAGUUUCGGACUUCUUCAAACAACACGAUGUUCGCAGCGGUAAGCGCGCACUGCAACUGAGCUUGGAAAUGAUAAAGUUUAACAUCCACUGGGUGAAAAUAAAUGCGCAAAGUGUGAAUGAUUGGCUCGUUCAAUAUUUCACCGACCUGAAUCUUGUGAGUUAACCUCCGCUCGUCAGAAAUGGAACAAGAAUGAACCGCAACGAGCAUUCAGCCAUUAUGCAACUAUGGCCAAUUUUUCUACUCGUUCUUAUUUAUACGCGAAAUACUCCUAAGAUAUACGUGAUACAGCCUACGAAAAGUGAGACUCUUGAGGCUUAAAAGGUAAAAAGAAUCUCAAUCAUUAUCUUAGAUAUAAAUUUGCAGAUCAAAAGCCAACCAUUUCCGUCAGCUUUGUUAGGGGAUCAUCUCCGUCAGGCAAAGCAUAGAACUUAAAAGGACAAUUCUUGUACGACAAAUUAUUUUCCUUGAAAAGAUACUCUCGCGAUUGUACAAAACUCAUUAUCAUAAUUUGCCUGUGCUGAAAAGGGUCCCUUAACGAGCAUAAAUAAAGCCGAAUUGUUUAUAUGUAAUACAUUAUACACCGAUUUAUAUAUACGCACUUUCGAAAGUAUUUAUUUACCGUGCACGCAGCGCGUGCCGCGAUCGGAUCAUUAACAAUAAGUAUAAAACAAGAUAAUGAGAGCAGAAACAUCGUUGUUCCUAGGGUAGUCGUUAACCUAACGUUUGGCAAAUAAGGGCUAACGACGUACGCCUAUUGACAUCAUAUAAGCUUUAGUCUCCCAAGUUCACUAUAUUUUAUUAUAACAAGAAGCAAAUAAAUGGAGUAAUAUUAUCUCCACGUGAUGUUUAAACUCCAUUUCUAUAAACCAUCCACCAAUAAAUUAUUACUUUGACAGGGAGAGUUGAGCUUGCGGCAAAUUUGUCGAAGAAAAAAUGCUAAUUGUACGGCUUUAUUUACAGUCCUUAGAUAAGUAAAAUUUGCGUGUAAAACUUGCAGUAUUUUGCAGACGCGUUUAGAAUUAAUAGAAUUAUCAUGAAUGUACGAGCGAUCGUUUCAUACGUCUAAGUAAGUAGCAUAUCAAUGUACGGCAAAGAGGCGUGAUACGCUAAAUUGCUCGGGUCUGUGCCUGUGUCUCACAAGCACCGUCCAAUGAAAAACGAGACAAGACGAUAUAUAAAAAAAAAUUCGGCCGCGAGUCAUAUGGAGAUGUAUGUAAAAAAAGAUUGAUGUACUCCGUAUCGCGUAUUCGUAUUUGUUAGAGGUUGCUGGAGGCGCAGGAUACGUCUCGUGUGGAGUUGAUUGUUCUCCAUGCGAAGUAGUAUAAAAAUAGAAAAUUGGAUAUUUUAUUAUGAAGAAGUAAAUAAAUUUGUAU